This is a messenger RNA of Ciona intestinalis (vase tunicate), 636 nucleotides long. NCBI's taxonomy places the organism in Eukaryota, Metazoa, Chordata, Ascidiacea, Phlebobranchia, Cionidae. The record is from RefSeq.
GUUGCUAAAGAGAGGAAGCAAAAUUUGAAAUGGCGAGUUUUAAAAUCCGUAAUUUACUGUUUCUACUUCUGCUUAUUACAGUACAGGAAUGCAGAUCUUCAAAAUGCAAACAAGUUACCACGCCAAUGUGCAGCGACAUAAUUCGCUACCCGGUUCUUAUGCCCAACAUGUUCGGACAUAGAAGCCAAGAUGAAGCAAAUCAUGUUAUUCAACAAUAUAAACCAUUAAUAUCGGUCGCGUGUUCACCAUUUCUGAAGCCGUUUCUGUGUAGUGCUUACUUUUCUCCUUGUACGUCUGGACAGCCUGGAGAAAAAAGAAAGCUACCCUGCAGAUCGCUUUGCAAAAAUGCAAGCGCUGGUUGCUUAACCCUUAUGAGAAGUUUCGGAUUCGAAUGGCCAAAAGAUUUGAGGUGCGAUCGUUUUCCCGAACAGAGUCCAACUUCACGCUGCAUUCCUCCAGAAUCAUUUGGUUUAUAAGUUCGUAUAUAUGGUCAAGUGGGAGAAUUGAAUACAGCAGCAACGUGUAAAACACAGAAACAAUUCGAUUACACAUCACCGAAUUUAAGCAUAGCCGAUGCAUCACAUAUAAUAUCAAUGUAAAUGUAACAUCUGAACAUUGUUUAAUAAAGGUAACUUC